AGCGGGAUGGGACGGAUAUGGGUGAUCAGCAGCCCGUAGGACUCGGGCAAGUCUGUUUGUUGUCCGUCCGCACUCCCCGGCAUUUCUCCCCUUUUCUCUAGGCUAAUGGGCCGGCCUGAGAGGGGCGGGGCCGGCAGGUGCCUUCAUGAAUAACUUAAAUGACCCUCCCAACUGGAACAUCCUGCCAAAUCGGCGAGAGCCCGGGGAUGAAGGCAGCAGGUGGAACUAUGCCUUGCUGGUCCCCAUGCUGGGCUUGGCCGCCUUCCGUUGGAUCUGGACCAGAGAAUGUCAAAAAGAAAUAGAAAGAGAAAAAAAAGAAUAUUAUAAAAAACAUUCAUCUUUACAAAAAGACCUGGAAGCCAAAUACCGAGAUACAAUCACAGAAAAUCGUCGCAUGGUUGCUCACUUGGAGUUGGAGCUUGAAAAGGAACGCAACAGAACCCUGAGUUACCGUGAAGCCCUUGUCUCCCAGAGUCGCAAACUAGUAGAAGAAAGAAGGAUCCUCGAACAGGAGCAGGAGAAGUUAGAGCGAGAAAAGCAAGUCCUUUUGCACUCAGGAGCAGCAGGUAACUUGUACCAAAGUUGUCUGGCAAAGGAAGAAGAGUGGCAAAAGAGAGCCAAUAUUUUACUAAAGGAAUUCGAAGAGGGACUUAAAGAAAGACAGGACAUCUACUGCAGUCUUGUUGUACCCAGAAGCCAGAGACUAGAAAUAGAGAAAAAUCUGCUAGUUAAAGCAGCAACUGAUCCUGUUGCUAUGGCUCUACACAUGGAAAAUGGCUUAAAAGAUAUUUUCAAACAUGAUAACUACUGUGGCAAUAUGCUAAACAGAAACAAAAGUCAAAAUGGAAGACUUAUGUGGCUGUAUCUGAGAUAUUGGGAACUAGCUAUUGAACUACAGAAGUUCAAGAGGGCAGAAAAAGCCAUGUUAGGAAAACGAUAAGUAGGGGAACUAAUGGGAUUUCAUAUGAUCCACCAUGCAUAGUAGGGACAAUCACAGUUGUAGUCUGAAGCUGUUAAAUUCUCCUGCUGUGUUUCCGUUUUUCCUCCUCAUUGCACUUGUAUUUGCAUGGGACAUGUGCGGUGUUGGUGCCUUUCCUUUCACUGUCUAACAACAGAUGCUCCAGUGAGCUACGCAUGCUCUUAAACUCUGUGUGUUUGUAUUGCAGACUGCAGUGUAGUAUAGAGAUAUGCCAGCUUCCAUAGGUUUGAGAAGCAGCAAAACAGAACUCUGUUUAGAGUGAUUUAUCUGGCUGAUGGUCAUACUCCAUCAACAGAGAAGUGCGAUUUGUCUCUCUCAAGGAGGGUGGCGCACUGUGCUCCUUAUCCCUGGUGUUUUACAUGGUGUCUCAGUGUCUCAACACUAUCUUUUUUUUUCUUUUUUUUUUUUUCAAUGUUUGUUUAAGCAAGACUGAUUUUGAGGCAGAUGUUUGGAAGAGACUGUGUUUGAGCAAGGUGCUUGUCACAUAAAUGUAUAUAUGUACAUUUCUAUAAAUAUAUAUAGUGUGAAUGUGUAUGUGUAUAAAUGUAUGUAUUAGUAUUCUGAGUGGGGGAAUAGUAUGAUUGUAUUUGAAAUUAAUCAGUCUUGCAUUGUCUUCCAGCUUAAUACACAAAUAGUACUUUAUGAAGGAAACAUCCAAAAGAUGCUAAUUAAAAUAACACAUAGAGAAACAGAUUGAUGAAAGUCUUACUGGAGCUAGGAAUCCAUGUGUGAAUAUCAGAGAGUGUAUAAACUUGAAGUUAUGGUCUUGUCAUACGAGAGAUAUGUUAAAAAUACUUAGUUUUUUUCUCAGUCAAGGUUUUAGUUGUAAGCCAACAGUGUGCCUCCAUUAUAGACAUCACUGUGCUGCUGCCUCUGCAUCCCAGCGCACGGCCUGGUACCUGGUUAACUUGCAGGAACCUCCCAUGAGUGACAGCCAUUGCACCUGGCUCUGCUCCUGGGACAGGUCCAGUUUGUUAUUCACAGAUAGGAACCUCAACGCAGCCUGCACUGGUAGCCACCGCCUCCCUCCCUGACUCUCUCAGUACUGCUAGAACUGAAAUGUGCUUUUCCACGACUCUUAAAUUUUGAGCUUAUGGUUCACCACUUCAGGUACACAUGACCAUGAAAGCCUACAGAUACACAAGCCUUGCAAACAUUUAAGAAAGGGGGCUUUUUACUUUAGCUAGCCCAGUAAAAUAAACAGAACUAGAUAUUAAAAAAAAAUACCCCAGUGCAUUUCCAUGCUUGAGAUCCCUCAAAACUUUGAGUGUUCUUUGAGUCCGUGUACGUUCUUUUUCAAGUAUGCCAUGUAUUUUGGAGAAUAACUUUUUUCUUCCUCCUUUCUAAUCCAGCCUUAGACCUCAAAGGGGCAGUGUUUGCCCUUUUGUGUACCUCUCGUCUUCUCUGUUACUUGACUUUGAUUAGUGUUGGUAGGUUGUGAGUUCUUUAAUUAGCAAUUCUUUAUUUACUGAGGGCUAGACCUGACAAACACGUUUACUGUAGGCAAUCAGCUACUGCAUGACUUGGAAGCAAUCCAGCGAAGUGAGUGCCCAUCCAAGCUUACCAGAGAACUCCAGCAGAUGUGGGUUUGUCUCUUGUUAUUUCCUCCUGGUUUCGUUUCAGUGUAGACACAGAAGACAGCAGAUGAAUCUUUUGAAGUAGUGUGCGUGCGACCUAAUCCAGUUACUCACCAAAAAUAUCUAACAUGAAACAGAAUUUUUAAACAGAAUGUUUUCCCAGCUACUUAGUUUUCCAGUUGUGAUUUUGCUCACCUUGGUGGUGCUAAUUAUACUGUUGUAUUGAUCUACUAGUCUUUUAUGUACUGAUUUUUUUUUCUUAUUUUUUUAAAUAAAGUUGUAGUAAAAAGACAGACCUGGCGGGGGGGGGGAAGAUACCAUCACAAAUACCAGAAGGGCCAAAAUUUGUGUGGAUGCCAAGCGUAUGCGGGUUGGGAGAUGAGAACGCAAUUGAGUUACUAUUCGUCUGUGACAGCCUCAGCCAAGCUGCUGUAACUGGCCAUAUGCACAUGCCCUAAUUGCCCAGUAGAACAAAUUAGUUUGAACAGCUAAUUACCCUGUGUGUAAUUCCUCCAGGAUGUGGAAGGUGUCUGACCACAGAGCUGUGGUGCAUUUCAUAUGUACCUACAGGCAGUUAAGCAACUCGGCUGACAAACACUAGCCAGUGAAUCAGUGGCAGUGUAUUUAAGACUCAUGCCUUGACUUUGUACAUAUUCAUGAGUUCUUAGUAUUAAAAGAUCACAUAUUUUAUGCUUUUUUGGUUUUUUUCAUAGCUUGUUAUUGACAUCACUCAAAACACUUAAAGAAAAUGUAAUCAAGAGAGUAAAAUACUUUUUUCAGUAUAAAUAUGUAAGUUGAAGCAUCAUAUGCUCGAUUGUACGGGGUUGGAUGCAGUGUAAUAAAUGCUUGAUACUUGCUUUCACUUCUUUAGAAGUGACAAUUAUUUAUACAACUAAUUGUUGAACUAUUGUUCAUGGUCACUUUGCAGAUCAGUAUAUUAAGACUGAAGAGUUAUUUGAGGAGGAUUUUUACAAGGGUGUAACUGGGUUAGAAGCACCGUUCCUGUUAGUUUCUACCAAAACUCAUGUUUGUUGGUGUGUUAUGUAUUUUUGAAACCCCAUUGUAGGUUGUUAUGUUUAAAGUUCUGUUGUGAGCUUUAACUCACCCAACAGCUAUUGUUGUGGAUUAGUUAUUUGUUUGGAAAUGCCCAUAUGUAUGUAGAAUGCCAGAAUAAUUUGUUUUCAAAAUAUUUGAUGAACUUUCUUUGGUUAUGAAAAUGGUCACUCACCUGUUAAACAAAUAAUAGCCAUUAAUAAAAACCCUUACGUAUUUCUUCA
Molecule: messenger RNA, 3833 nt
Organism: Chroicocephalus ridibundus (black-headed gull)
Lineage: Eukaryota; Metazoa; Chordata; Aves; Charadriiformes; Laridae
Gene: CCDC127
Product: coiled-coil domain containing 127
Exons: 3
Coding region: 146-940 (264 amino acids)
Source: RefSeq, a predicted model, not a curated record